AUGAAGGGAAUGUUGUUCCUUGACGACUCACGCUCCAAAAACUUCACGUCUGCCUACAAGGAUGUGGAUUUUCUGAAUUUCUUCUACAAACAAUUGCGAUUGAACGAGACGGAUCGAUAUAGAGAUUCCUUUCCGUAUUUGAGUCGGUGUGGUAGGGAACAUAACUUUCUCCGGUGUGAUGACCGCCCCAUAGUUUUUACUGAGAUUCUGGAAAAUGGAACAACAAUGUUGCGUAUCGGACAGUCUUCGCGAACGUACCCGUUUCAGAUAUUCAGGCCGACCACGUUGUCGAUGCCGCGUAAUGGUCGUGCUCUACACAAAGCUCGCCUUCGAAGAAUACGGCCUCAUCAAGUCAAAAACCGCCUGACAAAUUGUUUCCCCUGUUUACCUUCGAUGAACACGGUUAUCCCUUGA
Molecule: messenger RNA, 414 nt
Organism: Cooperia oncophora
Lineage: Eukaryota; Metazoa; Nematoda; Chromadorea; Rhabditida; Trichostrongylidae
Source: the annotation of a GenBank genome assembly